Penicillium alfredii is the source of this 978-nucleotide messenger RNA. RefSeq names its product amidohydrolase family protein. Gene Ontology annotation, biological process: secondary metabolic process. The record is from RefSeq and is a predicted model, not a curated record. Gene Ontology annotation, molecular function: hydrolase activity; carboxy-lyase activity. Gene Ontology annotation, cellular component: cytosol; cytoplasm. The transcript has a single exon. The coding region runs from base 1 to 978 and encodes 325 amino acids. NCBI's taxonomy places the organism in Eukaryota, Fungi, Ascomycota, Eurotiomycetes, Eurotiales, Aspergillaceae.
AUGGCACAACCACCGCCUGCAGGAUGGCUCGACAUCCACGGUCACUUCCAACCUCCAAUGUCGAGCGAAGAAGCCCAAAACAGCCUUAAGGUAUUUUCGCGUGCCAAGUUCAUCCUUAAUGAACCAGCAGCAUGGAGUGCAGAAGAGGUGCUGCGAUACAACGAUACCGCCAACGUCCGCAUGCAGAUGCUGUCAUUUCUUCCAACAACCCAUGACCGACUGAAACGAGCAAAUGACUUUGGCGCCGCCAUCGUCGAGAAAUACCCAGCUCGAUUCGGUCUUCUCGCCGCUUUGCCAACAGACAACCCAGCAGCCUGCGUCGCCGAGAUCCGUCGUGUCACCAGCACAUUCCGCACCCCGCCCGAUGGAUUCGCAACCACGACCGUAUACAAUGGCGUCUCUCUCGCAGACCCAAAAUUGGAACCAGUGUGGACAGAGCUCAACGCCCGACGGGCGGUGGUUCACAUCCACCCGAACGCAAUAGCUCCAUCUGCAACAGAGCUUCCCACGCCACUAGUUGAGGUGGCAUUCGACACCACACGAACAGUGAUCAGCAUGCUCUACAGCGGGGUCUUUCGCAAGUUCCCCAAUAUCCAGUUCGUCGUGGGCCACUGCGGAGCCGCGCUUCCCGCGCUCUCAGGCCGGGUCGAGCUGCUGGGCACGGAAAAGUGGGUCGCAAAUCCAAAUCACAUCACCCGCGAAGAAAUCAAAACUCAGCUGGGGCGAUUAUAUGUGGACACUGCAGCCACCGCGAAGUCCGGGCUGGUCCCCGCGGUGCAGAUGUGUGGAGUUGGGCGUUGUGUGUAUGGGGCUGAUUGCGGUGUGUCGUGCUCGACGGAGGCGACGAUGGAGGAGAACCGGCACGAUGUUCAAGUCUUUGAGAGGGAGAUGAGCAUUCCGGUUAAUACGAUUGGCGAGAAUGGGUGGAAACUCUUCCCCGCGGCGGCGAAGCGGGCUGGUUCUUCCUACGAUACUUGA